Molecule: messenger RNA, 1689 nt
Organism: Marmota flaviventris (yellow-bellied marmot)
Lineage: Eukaryota; Metazoa; Chordata; Mammalia; Rodentia; Sciuridae
Gene: Dusp2
Product: dual specificity phosphatase 2
Biological process (GO): endoderm formation; negative regulation of MAPK cascade; protein dephosphorylation
Cellular component (GO): cytoplasm; nucleus
Molecular function (GO): MAP kinase tyrosine/serine/threonine phosphatase activity
Source: RefSeq, a predicted model, not a curated record
CGAUAGAUCGGGCUGAGCGAGCGCCGCGGAGCCCGGAAGACGAGCGACAGGCGAGAGAGGCAGAGGCGAAGGGCAGCGGCUCGGCAUGGGGCUGGAGGCGGCGCGGGAGCUGGAGUGCGCGGCGCUGGGGGCGCUGCUGCGGGAGCCGCGGGAGGCCGAGCGCACACUGCUGCUCGAUUGCCGCCCCUUCCUAGCUUUCUGCCGGCGACACGUGCGCGCCGCGCGGCCUGUGCCCUGGAACGCGCUGCUGCGGCGCCGAGCGCGCGGCCCGCCCGCUGCCGCCCUCGCCUGCCUGCUGCCCGAUCGCGCGCUGCUGGCGCGCCUGGCCCGCGGGGAACUGGCGCGCGCGGUGGUGCUGGACGAAGGCAGCGCCUCGGUGGCAGAACUCCGGCCCGAUGGCCCCGCGCACCUGCUGCUCUCGGCGCUGCUACACGAGACCCGCGCCGGGGCCACCGCCGUGUGCUUCCUGCGAGGAGGCUUCGACAGCUUCCAGUCCUGCUGUCCCGAUCUGUGCUCUGAAUCCCCUGCCCCGGCGCUGGCCCCCACAGCCACCGAAACCAGUAGCUCCGACCUCAGGGUUCCCAUCUAUGACCAGGGUGGACCGGUGGAGAUCUUGCCCUACCUGUACCUGGGCAGCUGCAGCCACUCCUCUGACCUACAAGGGCUGCAGGCCUGUGGCAUCACAGCCGUCCUCAACGUCUCUGCCAGCUGCCCCAACCACUUUGAGGGCCUUUUCCUCUACAAGAGCAUCCCGGUGGAGGACAACCAGAUGGUGGACAUCAGUGCCUGGUUCCAGGAGGCCAUAGGCUUCAUCGACCUGGUGAAGAACAGCGGAGGCCGGGUGCUGGUCCACUGCCAAGCGGGCAUUUCCCGAUCUGCCACCAUCUGCCUGGCGUACCUGAUACAGAGCCGCCGGGUGCGGCUGGAUGAGGCCUUCGACUUUGUUAAGCAACGCCGCGGAGUCAUCUCCCCCAACUUCAGUUUCAUGGGGCAGUUGCUGCAGUUUGAGACUCAGGUGCUGUGUCACUGAGGCAGGGACCCUCUGCCUGCCUCCCUACCACAAUCGUUGGCCCUCACGAUUUCUAGGAGGAGCCGAGCAGGGACAGGUGGGCUCCCGAUGGCCUAGAGCAUCCCCCUCGUCUUUGAAGGCCUGUUGCACCCCCUGGGGGACUGGCCUUCCCACCUGGUGCUCUUCUGCUGGGAGUUCAAGGGCUGGCCCUUAGGGGGGACAGAGCAGAGGCACAUCUGCUCUCCCCUCCACUCCUGUGGUAGAAACGACUGGACUCUACAUUCAUGGACUCUCUGGUCCCUUCACCAUGUUGAAACCUUUGGCAGCCUGAGAGCCCUAAGGAACAAGCUGUGACAACAGGGAGCCCUGUCUAGGGGUGUCCGCUCUGGGGCCUGGAGCCCGAGCCAAGCUCCUAGGGGAGCUAGGAACUUGGAAAGUGAGGCGUGUGUCAUGUUGCAGACCUCUGAACUCUUGCUUACGCAUACGUGAGCGUUUCUUGCCCGCCCAUGUUGGUGCUGGAAAAUUAUUUGUGUUCAACUGACAUUUAAGGCUCCCUCCCCCCACUUCCUCCCAGCCCUGUGGGCGGGGGUUGGAAACUUAGCACUUUAUAUUUAUACAGAACAUUGUGGAUGUGUCAAUAAAAUAUUGUUUUGUUUAAAAAAAAAAAAAAAAAAAACCUC